Spodoptera frugiperda (fall armyworm) is the source of this 518-nucleotide messenger RNA. It is a transcript of the gene SmF, whose product is annotated as small nuclear ribonucleoprotein F. Gene Ontology annotation, biological process: mRNA splicing, via spliceosome; spliceosomal snRNP assembly. The record is from RefSeq and is a predicted model, not a curated record. Gene Ontology annotation, cellular component: catalytic step 2 spliceosome; U1 snRNP. The transcript has 3 exons. Gene Ontology annotation, molecular function: RNA binding. Bases 170 to 436 code for a protein of 88 amino acids. NCBI's taxonomy places the organism in Eukaryota, Metazoa, Arthropoda, Insecta, Lepidoptera, Noctuidae.
GUUCUCUUUUAUUUGAUGGUCUGUUAUUAUAGUUGUCUUUGCUAUUGCAUGUUGUUGUCUAUGUUUUUAUCAACUUGGCUGUCAUUCUGUUGGCGUUAGUUAUAGCGGCUCGGCUUAGCAUUUUAGGUUAUAUUUUGUGUUUAGUGAAAUAAAAGAUAAUCUUAUAAAAAUGGCGGCGGCAAUGCCAAUAAACCCUAAACCAUUCCUCAACAGUUUAACAGGCAAAUCUGUGCUAGUUAAACUAAAAUGGGGCCACGAAUAUAAAGGAUUACUUGUGUCCGCUGAUGGAUACAUGAACCUACAGUUAGCAAACACCGAAGAAAUCGUAGACGGCUCGUGUACAGGAAAUCUUGGAGAGGUUCUGAUACGCUGCAAUAACGUGCUUUAUGUAAGAGGCGCUGAGGAAGAAGAUGAAGAAGGAGAAAUGAAAGAAUGAAAUAACUCUUAAGGACCAUAAAAUAAGGCUUAGUUUAAGAUUUCCAUACUUUAAGUUCUAAUAAAGAUACAUUCUAUCUACA